AUGUCUGACAAUGAUGUUAUUCCUCGUUUCUUCAAGGUUUUCUUCUCAGAAUCAUCCUCUGAAUCAAUGGCGAUCCCCAUGUCCUUUAAUGAGUAUCUUGAAGAUCCACUUCCACAGAAAGCUAAGCUCCAAGGCACUGGAGGUGGAGUUUGGACUGUGAGGUUCAUCAAAAUAUGCAACUGUGCUUAUUUCACAUCUGGAUGGUCCAGAUUUGCAGAGGACCAUGAACUCAAGGAUGGAGAGUUCUUGACCUUUGUCUACGAUGGUCACCACACGUUUGAAGUGAGUGUCUUUGGUCAUAGUGGUUUUAAAGAGACAAGAGCAGUGGUGGAGACAGUGGAGCUUUCUGAUUCUGAUGAAAAUGAAGAACAAGAUUCUUCUAUAGAUGCUGAUUCAGAUGAAGUUGAAGAAGUCAGCAAGAGUAUCUACCCUGUAAGCAGCAACGAGACAGUAUCAGAUGCUGCAGGGGUUUCGAGUAUGGAGAUCACUGGAAACCCAUGCUUUACUACCAAUCUCAAGCAUAGGACAUAUGAGCUGUUGAUUCCAGCAAGUGUGGUUAACGAACAUGGGCUUACGUUUGGAGACAGCAUCAAGUACAUUGAUGCAGAAGGAGUCAUGAAAGGGGAAAGAGGGAAGUGGGCUGAUGAUAGGAAUUGCUUCAAAGGAUGGAACAGGAUUUGUAGAAGGAACAGACUUAGAAAGCAAGAUACAGUCAUCUGUGAGAUGCUUCAUGUUCGGAAGGAAGUUCACUCAGUCAAAAUCAGAGUCAUACGUGGUUGA
Molecule: messenger RNA, 780 nt
Organism: Eruca vesicaria subsp. sativa (arugula)
Lineage: Eukaryota; Viridiplantae; Streptophyta; Magnoliopsida; Brassicales; Brassicaceae
Source: the annotation of a GenBank genome assembly